CUGGCACAAUGACAAACGUCAGUGGCGUCAGUGUACAUUUGUUUUGAGGCUCGUAUUUUUGUAUGAAACUUUGUUAAUAAGUGUAUUUAUUGCGAUGUGUAUUCCCCAAGUCGGAAGGCAGUUUGUGACGUAGCGAGAGUGAGAAAUGAGUAAAUCCGACAACCGUGACUUCGACGAAAGGUACACGGCUUGCUUCGUCGAUUUUGGUUUGAAAACUGUAACAGGCCUCCUAAUAGGUAGCAUGAUGGGUGGUUUCUUCAUGAGGGGUUACCGGAAGUGGCCGAUGUACAUCGGCGGCGGACUCGGCUUCGGCAUGGCCUACACCAACUGCGAGAACAGCCUGAACAACUACCUCCUCUCGAUGGACCCUAAGAUCUGCGUUAUUAAGAAGCAACCCUGAAACUGUCGGCGUCAUUUGAAACAUCUGUAAUGUAAAAAUGUAAUUUAUUUUAAUAAAAUAUUUCAGUCAUUGUUCAAA
Molecule: messenger RNA, 478 nt
Organism: Manduca sexta (tobacco hornworm)
Lineage: Eukaryota; Metazoa; Arthropoda; Insecta; Lepidoptera; Sphingidae
Product: MICOS complex subunit Mic10
Exons: 3
Coding region: 146-400 (84 amino acids)
Cellular component (GO): mitochondrion; mitochondrial inner membrane; MICOS complex
Source: RefSeq, a predicted model, not a curated record